Molecule: messenger RNA, 2465 nt
Organism: Cydia fagiglandana
Lineage: Eukaryota; Metazoa; Arthropoda; Insecta; Lepidoptera; Tortricidae
Product: replication factor C subunit 4
Exons: 6
Coding region: 106-1158 (350 amino acids)
Biological process (GO): DNA-templated DNA replication; DNA repair
Cellular component (GO): DNA replication factor C complex; nucleus
Molecular function (GO): ATP hydrolysis activity; ATP binding; DNA clamp loader activity
Source: RefSeq, a predicted model, not a curated record
UGCCAGAGAUUGAACUUAAUCCUGGUAAAGUGCCGCGUUUUCUUGAUUAUAUGCUGUUUUGCUAUAGUAUUCUAAUAUAAUUUGCUAAAAUUAUCUGACAGAAAAAUGCAGGCCUUUCUCAAAACUGGGAAAAUAUCAGCCUCAGCUAAGCCGACGCCGUCCGGCACCAAACCAACAAAGAAGAAACCGCCGGCACCAUGGGUCGAGAAAUACCGUCCAAAAACUAUUGAGGACAUCGUAGAUCAGGGCGAGGUAGUUCAAGUGUUGAGAGAAUGCUUGUCGGGCGGUGACCUGCCGCACCUGUUGUUCUACGGGCCGCCGGGCACGGGCAAGACGAGCGCCAUCCUGGCGGCGGCGCGCCAGCUGUUCGGCGACAUCUCGCGCGACCGGGUGUUGGAGCUGAACGCGUCCGACGAGCGCGGCAUACAGGUCAUCCGUGACAAAGUCAAGUCAUUUGCACAACUCACAGUCAGCGCCACCAGGCCAGAUGGAAGGGCGUGCCCUCCAUACAAGCUGGUGAUACUGGAUGAAGCGGACUCCAUGACCACGGCGGCGCAGGCGGCGCUCCGCCGCACCAUGGAGCGCGAGACGCGCACUACACGCUUCUGCCUGAUCUGCAACUACGUGUCUCGCAUCAUUCCACCGAUCACGAGUCGCUGCUCCAAGUUCAGAUUUAAGCCCCUGGCGAGAGAAAAUGUUAUAAUGAGGCUGCGCGAGAUCUGCUCGUCGGAGGGCGUGGAGAUCGGGGACGGGUCGGUGCUGGAGCAGGCAGUGGGCACGUGCGAGGGCGACCUGCGCCGCGCGCUCACCGCGCUGCAGUGCUGCCAACGCCUGCUCGGGGAGGUCACGGCCGAGGGGCUCGUCGAGGUGACGGGUUUGGUACCCGAGAAACUAGUCAACGAGUACCUGGCUAUCAAGAACUACGGGGAACUGGAACAGUUUGUUGACAAUUUCCUAAUGGAAGCGUACUCGGCGUCGCAGCUGCUCGAGCAGGCGUCAGCGGCGGUGGUGUGCGCCGGGCACCUGACCAACCGGCAGAAGGUGCGCAUCAGCGAGAAGCUGGCGGGGUGCGCGCACCGGCUGCAGGACGGCGGCGCCGAGGCCAUGCAGCUCACCGACCUGGGCUGCGUCAUCAUCAUGGCCAACAACGACCCCUGAUGCGAAUGCGCCCGGUGCCUCCACUCAUUCAUACUCUGUUAUCUCUUAACCGUCUCGACUAUUUUUUUAUGGUAUAUCUCGUAAUACCCGUACGGGUCAGAAUGAAUUCAGCUUAAAAUGUUUUAAGCUUAUUCACACGUAUACCUAGCCGUUUUAUACGCCGACGCUCAAAAGGCGCUAGUUCUUAAUAUUCUGUUGUUCAUGCGUUACUUAUGAGUCUAUUUAAAUCAUUCGCUUUUUUCUACAAGUCAAAAGUGUAGUUUAAUAUUAGCGAUAUACACAAAAUCCUAAUCUCUAAAUCAAUAUUUUAAUUAUAAAUAUGACUACUUAAAUCACGUAACAAUGUAAAAAAUGUAUGUCAUCAAAAUUACAUACAUUUUUGAUCUGAUGAUACCAACCUUUAUAAGAAUGUAAUUCUGGUGUAGGUACUACAUUGUUCUAUGUUUGUUCCUCUUUAUCAGACACCGAAAUUGAAGAGUCAAAAUCGUGACAAAUGACAGUUCUGUAUCAUGUAAUCAAUGUAUUAUUAUCGUUUGUUUUAAGCAACAUGAAUUAAACACCAACCUGUUUAUCGUCUCUAAGAAUGUCUGUUUAGUGUUUACUACAGUUAAGUCACGAAAAGUCUGCAGCGAUUUUGAUAGCCCACGCAGUGCCAGUGUUAUUUAUACCUCAUAAUUUCAUAAAAGGAUGGCGUUUAAAAUAAUACUUGCACUGCGUGGGCUAUCAAAUCCGCUGCAGAUUUUUCUUGGUCUGACUAUGUGAGAAAUAUUGGAUUUCAAUGUCAAUAUUUCAUGCGUGAGUUUUACUUUUUGUGACCUCUUUGUAAUGUCUACGUAUGUAUAUAUGUCCCAAAAACACAGACCCAGCCUAGUGUCAGACUCAUUGGCAUACCUGGGAUAACUCGGGGCAAGUUCUAGGGAUUUGAUACCGAUAAAAAAGAUGUGGAUAUAAUUAAAUUCAUACAUGUGCUCAUUGAACAUUCUCGAUUACUAUAAAAAGGUUUAGCAGUUUAAAGUGGGUAUUUUCAUCUAGACGGCAAUCAUGAAUACUGACGAAUAUGGAAAAAAAUAGUGAUUGUAUAUUAUGAAAACUAUUUUGAAAUAAACAUAUACCUACACGUUUUAAUUUGUUUAUUUUUUUAUUUAAAAAUGAGGAAAAAAUAAGUAAAUCUUAUUUAUUUAUGUCGAAUAACAUUUAGAUGUUGACAGUAAUAUCGAUAUAUUUUUUUGUCGAUAAAAUAUUUUGCUACAUCACUUUCGUAUAGAUGCCCCGAGUUAUCCCAGGUAUUCAUUGGUAAUUUUCAAAUA